GGCAUUUUGUCUUCUCUCAGAAUCACCUCACCCUAGGAAGGAUGGUGAAUGCAGUCCCGCAGUGGAGAUCCUAGUGACAAGAAAUCGAAGAGACCUGGUCGUGGGGUCACAAAAGCGAUUGUGAGCGUCUGUGACUCCGCUUAGGUAACCGAGAUGGGGACCACGAUGCCCGACGACCCCUCCUGGCCCGCUGCUCCCGCCCUGCUCCUCACACAGAGUUUGCCUGCGGCGACCCCUCCGAGGAGCCCAGUUGAGGUUGUUGUGGUCUUUGAGGAUGUCGCCAUGUAUUUCUCCAGGACAGAAUGGUGCCUCCUUGGUGAGGCUCAGAGAUGCCUGUACCUUGAGGUGAUGCUGGAAAACUAUGCUCUUAUAUCAUCACUGGGUUGUUGCUGUGCAGCAGAGCAUGUGGUGGCACCCACUGAACAGAAUAUUACUAUAAGAAUCUCAAAGGCUAUGAAUCUGAAGUCAGCACUGUCUUUCCAGAAGAGCCACCCAUGUGAAAGUUGUGGAUGUGUCUUGAGAGACAUUUUCCUCUUGUUUGACCAGCAGGGAACCCAACAGAAGCCGAUACUGCUGAAGUGUGGGGCAUGUGCAAAACCAUUUUAUUUCAGUGCACAGGGUUACCAGCAGCAGGAGCAGGGCACAACAGAGAAUUGUUUCAUAAGCAAUGUGGACAGGGUUUCACUUGAAAAGAGCUGCAAUUCCCAUAUGUCAUGGAAUCCUUGUACUUCUAGUCAGGUUGGAAAAUGCUUCAUCAGCCCCCAACAUCUAGAGCAAUUGGAUGUUCCCACCAUGCACAGGACAAACAAAAUCUCUAAGUCUGGAAUGACUUUACAAAGUACAAAAUAUUACACUACAAGAGAAUGCAAGAAAGCCAUUGACUGUGAUACACUUCUUGAGGACCAGGGAUUCCUUCCUGGAAGACAAUGUUUUAUGAACUGUGAAAUUGGAAAAACUGUUAACUGUAGCUCUUCCCUCCCUGUUCAUCAGAGAGUUCACAGUGGAGAGAGGCCUUAUGAAUGCAUUGAAUGUGGAAAAUCUUUUAACUUUAGCUCUGAACUUUCUAAACAUUCUGGAGAAAGGACUUACACAUGUGAUAAAUGUGGGACAUCUUUUACCUAUAGUUCUACCUUCUGUUAUCAUCAGACAGUUAACACUGGAGAAAGGCCUUAUGAGUGCAGUGGAUGUGGAAAAUCUUUUACCUUUAUCUCAGCCCUCCAUUAUCAUUACAGAGUUCACACUGGAGAAAGGCCUCAUAAGUGCAGUCAAUGUGGAAAAUCUUUUACUAGUAGUUCGAACCUCCGUUAUCAUCACAGAAUUCACACUGGAGAAAGACCUUACAAGUGCGGUGAAUGUGGGAAGUCUUUUACCCACCGCUCUCCCCUGCAUGCACAUGAGAAAGUUCACAUUGCAGAGAGGCCUUAUGUGUGUAGUAAAUGUGGGAAAUCUUUUAAGAGAAAAGGUAUCUUUAACUCUCAUCAGAAAGUUCACACUGGAGAAAGGCCUUAUCAGUGCAGUGAAUGUGGGAAAUAUUUUAAGAGAAAAGAUUACUUUAAUUCUCAUCAGAGACUUCACACUGGAGAAAGGCUUAAUAAAUGUGGUGAAUGUGGGAAAUAUUUUACCCAUAGCUCUACCCUGCGUAAACAUCAGAAAGUUCACACUGUAGAAAAGCCUUAUGAGUGCCGUGAAUGUGGGAAGUAUUUUAAGAGAAAAGAUAACUUUAAUUCUCAUCACAGAGUACACACCGGAGAAAGACCUUAUACAUGUGGUGAAUGUGGGAAAUCUUUUACCCACAGCUCUACCCUGUGUAAACAUCAGAGAGUUCAUAGUGGAGAAAGGCCUUAUGAGUGCAGUGAAUGUGGAAAAUUUUUUACGCGUAGCUCAUCCCUCCAUUAUCAUCACAGAAUUCACACUGGAGAAAGGCCUUAUAAGUGCAGUAAGUGCAAAAAAUCUUUUACCCGUAGCUCUGAACUUAGUAAACAUCACAGAGUUCAUAGAGGAGAAAAGCCUUAGUAGUGUGAUAAAUGUGGGAAAUUGUAGACCAGUAGCUCUGCCCUCUGUAAACUUCACAGAGUUCACACUUGAAAAAGGCCUUACGAGUGCAGGGGGUAUGGGAAACUUUAUACCUGUAGCUGUGCCCUCCAUUUUUAUCAGUGUUCACACUGGAUGAAGACCUUAUGAAUGCACUAAAUUAGGAAAUCCUUUAUGUCUAUCAGUCAGGUCCAUUACCAUCAAAGAGUUCACACUAAACGAAUACCUGUGAGGGCAGUAAAUGCAGGAAAUGUUUUCUCUGUAGCAUUAACCUUCAUUGUUAUCAGAGACUGCACACAUAGCAAAGUUUUAUGGCUACAGGAAAUGUGAGAAAUUUUGUUUUAUCAGUAACCUUUGUUAUCCUUAGAGACUUCACAUAGGAGAAAGGCUGUAUGAGUGCAAUGAAAUUGGAAAUAUCUUUUUCUGUGCAGUUCUUGCUAUUGUCAUCAGAGAAUUCAUAAUGGAAUGGCCUUAUGCCUGCAGUGAACGUGUGUAAUGUUUUUCGUGUAUCAGUGAUUUCCACUAGUAUGUUAGAAUUUCACUGGGGAAAUGCAAUUACAGUAAUUAUGAAUAUGAAGUAUUUUAACUGUAGCCAUUCCCUUCAUUGUUAUUAGAGAAUUGACAAUGUCUUAGUUCUUAUAACUAAAGAAAACUUGAGAAAUCUUAUUUUCUAUCCAUUGUGUGUGUUAACUUCUGAGAAGUCACUCAGGGGAAACAUUUUUACAUACAUCAAAUAUGAGAAGUUUUUGGGUUUUUUGUAUCACUAGCCUCCAUUAUAUUCCUAUUUUCAUUCUGGUGGAAGGCCUCAUGAGUACAGGGAAUGUGGGAAAAUAUUUUUUGAUUCUUUCUCUUUUCUAUCAUCCGAGAGUUUACACAUAGAUAGGCCUUAUGGGGAUAUCACAUGCAGGAAAUCUUUUACCUCGUAGCCAUAACUGCUUUAAUCAUAGUUCACACUGGUUAAAGUCUUCGAACAUGAAGUGAACACAGGAAAUCUUUAGCCAUAAGUCUCUACCCUUUGAAUACUGGAGAGUUCUAACUGUCUAAAUGGUUACUAAAAUUUCAGGAAAUGUACUAUUUUUUUCAGUGUAAUGACUCUAAAGAAAACUUACUGAGAAAAAUGUCUGAGUUUAAUUUUAUAUGUUCAUGGUGUGGACAUGUCUCAGAAGUUUAAUGUUUAAAUUUUGAAGAACCUAACAAAGUACGACCUAAACUAAUGGUACCUUUUGGAUUCAUAUUUAUAGUGUAUGAGGGUUGCAUUUCCCCACUCUAACAAAAUCUUAAUUGUUUAAUUUUUAUCAUUUUAGCUUUUUUCAUACAUAUAUCAUGUACUCACUGUUUUAGUUGCAUUUCCCUAAGGAUUUUUGAUGAACGUUUUUGCAGGAGUGUAUGUACUAGAGAUAUUUUUUUAGUAAAAUGUGUGCUCACAUAAUUUACCUAUUAAUUUGGGUACUCCCCUUUAACACAGGACAGUGAAACAACAAAGAUCUAUGUUGUAGUAUCACCCAUUUUCAAUCCUGAAUAACAAAUACUUUUUUAUUUAUGAAUUAGCUGUUUUGUAAAAUAAUUGUUUUUAGUUUUUUAAGAUUUUAUGUAUUUAUGUAUUUAUGUAGAGAGAGAGGAAGGGAGGGAGAAAGAAAGGGAG
This is a messenger RNA of Phyllostomus hastatus (greater spear-nosed bat), 3673 nucleotides long. RefSeq names its product zinc finger protein 345-like. Gene Ontology annotation, biological process: negative regulation of transcription by RNA polymerase II; regulation of immune system process; regulation of cytokine production. Lineage: Eukaryota; Metazoa; Chordata; Mammalia; Chiroptera; Phyllostomidae. The record is from RefSeq and is a predicted model, not a curated record. The coding region runs from base 154 to 2013 and encodes 619 amino acids. The transcript has 3 exons.